This is a messenger RNA of Tarenaya hassleriana, 1818 nucleotides long. Its product is annotated as CBL-interacting serine/threonine-protein kinase 6. Gene Ontology annotation, molecular function: protein kinase activity; ATP binding. Bases 356 to 1660 code for a protein of 434 amino acids. The transcript has a single exon. The record is from RefSeq and is a predicted model, not a curated record. Gene Ontology annotation, biological process: protein phosphorylation; signal transduction. Lineage: Eukaryota; Viridiplantae; Streptophyta; Magnoliopsida; Brassicales; Cleomaceae.
UAUCGUUCCGGGGAAAAAAAAGAAAAAGAAAAAAGAAAAACAGAGAGAGAGGCAACAAUAAUAAUAUCUGGGAGUUUGAUUCGAGUGAAAUCGAAUUCGGUGUUUCUCUCUCUUUUUCAUCGAAAUCGGAGGGAGGAAAAAAGCCCUUGAAGGGAAUGCAGAGAAAUGAUCGGAGUUUCGCCGGUGAAGAAGACUGAGCUGUGUGGUCGGUUCAACCGGUCCGUUAGCGGCAGGAAUUGCCACCGGAAACACGUCGAGGACGGGUGAUCGAUCCGAUUCGCUCCUCGAAUAUUCAUUUUCGUCUUCAUUCGAUCUGAGCUUGUAUUUUUUUUUCUCUCAAAUCUCGCCUGAAGAAAUGGCGGAAACCGGUUCCGACGGCGGCGGAGGAGCAAACCCGGGUCUGCUUCAUGGGAGAUACGAACUGGGUCGGCUCCUAGGACAUGGAACGUUCGCGAAGGUGUACCACGCGAAGAACGUUCAGACGGGGAAAAACGUGGCGAUGAAGGUUGUCGGGAAGGAGAAGGUGAUGAAGGUGGGGAUGGCGGAGCAGAUCAAGCGAGAGAUCUCCGUCAUGAAGAUGGUGAAACAUCCGAACAUCGUCGAGCUCCAUGAAGUGAUGGCGAGCAAAUCCAAGAUCUACUUCGCCAUGGAGCUCGUCCGAGGUGGAGAGCUCUUCGCCAAAGUCGCCAAGGGUCGUCUCCGUGAGGACGUGGCUCGAGUCUACUUCAAGCAGCUCAUCUCCGCCGUCGAUUUCUGCCACAGACUCCGCGUCUACCACCGCGACCUCAAGCCGGAGAAUCUCCUCCUCGACGAGGAAGGGAAUCUCAAGGUCACCGACUUCGGCCUUACCGCCUUCUCCGACCACCUUAAACAGGACGGUCUGCUCCACACCACGUGCGGAACUCCGGCGUACGUUGCGCCGGAGGUCAUCGGGAAAAAGGGCUACGACGGCGCCAAGGCAGAUCUCUGGUCGUGCGGAGUCAUCCUCUUCGUGCUUCUCGCAGGGUAUUUGCCGUUUCAGGACGGCAACCUCGUCAGCAUGUACCGGAAGAUCUACAGGGGGGAUUUCAAGUGUCCUCCAUGGUUUUCCUCCGACGCAAGAAAGGUCGUGACGAAGCUCCUCGACCCGAACCCGAGCUCCAGAAUCUCCAUCCAGAAGGUGAUGGAAUCUUCCUGGUUCAGAAAACCCAUCCCGAGACCCACCGGAGGAACAACGACAGACGAAGAACUCGUCACUGUCGGAGGAGGGGGAGGGUACAGAGGCAAGGAGGAGACAGAGACCCUGAACGCGUUUCACAUAAUCGCGUUGUCGGAAGGGUUCGAUCUGUCGCCACUGUUCGAGGAGAAGAAGGAGGAGAAGCAGGAGAUGAGGUUCGCUACCACAAGGCCUGCGAGCAGCGUGAUAUCGAGGCUGGAGGAGGCGGCGAAGGCGGUGAAGUUCGAGGUGAGGAAGAGCGAGAGCAGAGUGAGGAUGCAGGGGAAAGAGAUGGGUCGGAAGGGGAAGCUGGCGGUGGAGGCGGAGAUCUUCGCGGUGGCGCCGACGUUUCUUGUGGUGGAAGUGAAGAAAGACAACGGAGAUACGUUAGAGUACAACCAGUUCUGCAGCACGGCUCUCCGACCGGCUCUCAAGGACAUUGUCUGGACGUCAACCUCUGUAUGAAUCGCGAGUUCGUUUGUGUAAUAUAUUCGUCGAUUGAUGUUCCAGAAUCAUCUAGCAUCGUAUUCGCAGUAGUUGUUGAAUCUUGAUCUCAAUCAAGAAAAGGUUUCCAUCUUUUUUCCGUUCAGACAACUGAAAUUAGAAAUCUAGAAUCAUGAUGA